AUGGGUGAGGGAACCGAACCUUAUACCCAAACUGGAGGCGGGUUUGAUCUUCACCCUCAGAGUCAAUCGACUGUUGAUUCUCUUAACGAUCUCCGUCGCUUAUGCCACAUUCCCCCCGAAGUGGAGAUGGUGGUCCCGGAGCCUUACGAGUCUCCGGAAUCGGGGCGAGAGGGUUAUUGCUGCGCCUAUGAAAUUUAUUUCAAAGGGUGCGGCUUGUUCCUCCCCCUUCUUGAGAUACUUCUUAUUUACCUCGACCAUCUGGGAAUCGCCUUCUCUCAGAUGUCGCCCAACAUGCUCCGGUAUCUUAUGUGUACCUUCACUAUUGCGGCGGAGGCGGGCUACUCGCUGGGACUUAGCGAGCUCUUGGAAUUCUUCCAGGCUCGUGAAUCCAGAACUUUUGGGUAUUAUGCCCUUUAUCCGAUCGCAGAUCGGAACCUUAUUGAUGGCCUGCCUUUAAAAGACAACGACUGGAGGAAAUUUUGGUUCUUCUUCCGUCCCCAAAUUCGGCCAGUUCCCUCUGUCAAUUUUUUAAACUUUUACCAGGCCGUCCUGGAGAGGCCAGUUAAUUGGAAUUCUUUUACUUUGGAGAGAAUUCACGGUGCCGGACAUUCUGUCAGAAUGGGCCUCACUCACCCCGUCGACCCUCCUCCUGCUGAGAUUGAUCUCUCUAGUCUGAAUGCCCGAGAUAGGAGAAAGAUCAGAGAAGCAGACAAGAAAGUCAAAGAUCAGAUUUCCCAGAUUGGAAGAAACAAGAAAAAUGCAUCUUCCGCCGGAGAUGACAAAAUCUACCGAAAAACUCUUUUAGUUGAUGACGGGUCCCUUGAGGGCUCAAAGUUAAUGGCGGUUGUCAUAAACAAUGCUCAUCCCUCCACCCCAGCAGCAGACAACACGAUCGCUGCUACUGCUGAAGAGGAAGGUCUUAUAGGCGAUUCUUCUUUCAUGAAGAAGAAGAAGGCUGAGGAACUCGAACCCCCGCUCCAGGGACAACCCAAGAGCAUAAGGAAGGACAAAAUAAAUCCUUCAAAACUACCAAUUCCUGAAUCUGCUGAAGCUCAGGAUAUAAACCCUGAUUCAGGAAUUAUAAAGAGAAGAUUGGAAACAUCUAAAAGAUGUUUCCACACUCGCUUUGGGAAGAAACUUCCGUCCUUUGGGCACUGGAGGGAUGACAUCAAGAAGAUGUAUAUCAGUCAUUCAUUCCACUCCUCCCAGGCAACCCUGGAUGUGAACAGCAUCAUCAACCAUUACGAAGAGGAGCUUACCAAAGUUUCUAAGAGAGCUGCUAUUGCUGAAGGAGAGAUUGAGAAACUCCAAUCUUCCAAUCAGCUUGUGAAGGAGACGAUUGGUCUCGACUCGGCUCAGCAAAAGCUAAAAACUGCCCUUGCUGAUCAUAACUUCGCAAAGGGCGAAAUCGAGCUUCUGAGAUCAGAGCUUAGCAAGGUCAAAACAGCUGCUGAGGAGCUCGAACGCAAAAAUGAGUCUCUUUCCAAACUGAAAGAUCGAGAUAUUCGCAACAUAUCUCAUGAUGCUCGGAAAGAAGUUAAAGGAGCUGGGCAAAAGUGUCUUCUUGCUGUGCAUGAAUUUAUCACUGCGGAUAAAGAUUGGAACAAACUUAACUCCGAACGUGAUGAGAUGAAGAGCAAUCUCGAUCUGAUCAAGGAGAUAGAAGAAGGAACACAAUUAAUCUGGCUGAAGAAAAGGAGACAGUUGGCGCUGAGCUCGCUAAGACUGAAGCUAAGCUAG
Molecule: messenger RNA, 1740 nt
Organism: Arabidopsis lyrata subsp. lyrata
Lineage: Eukaryota; Viridiplantae; Streptophyta; Magnoliopsida; Brassicales; Brassicaceae
Exons: 5
Coding region: 1-1740 (579 amino acids)
Source: RefSeq, a predicted model, not a curated record